Messenger RNA from Oryctolagus cuniculus (rabbit), 4241 nucleotides. It is a transcript of the gene FIGLA, whose product is annotated as folliculogenesis specific bHLH transcription factor. The record is from RefSeq and is a predicted model, not a curated record. Lineage: Eukaryota; Metazoa; Chordata; Mammalia; Lagomorpha; Leporidae. Gene Ontology annotation, biological process: developmental process; regulation of transcription by RNA polymerase II. Gene Ontology annotation, molecular function: DNA-binding transcription factor activity, RNA polymerase II-specific; RNA polymerase II transcription regulatory region sequence-specific DNA binding; protein dimerization activity.
AAUGUUCACGGAGCAUGCAAUUGAAAAAUGUCCAUUUUGAUGCAAAAAAAUCUUUGAAAUUCAUCAUUUUUUCACAAUACCCAUUUCCGUUAACUUUUUGAAGGCCUUUCCUAGACUUGAACUUUUUUUUUUAACCAAAAUUUACCUUGCAAUUCUGCUUUCCAUGAACCAUUUGAACACCUAUCAUACACGUGUAUUUGUAGACGCUUGGGUUCGAACUUAGACUGCUUAAGUCAGAAUUUGGGGGAUUGGUAUCCUGAUGUGGGGAUUAAACCAAACAAACCCUCCCCGGGGGGGGGAUUCCGGUUGCAGUUUAAAGUGAGACCCAGCGCGGUAAAUGACCAUGGGCGGGGCGGGACCAGCCCGCGGACAGCGGCUCUGAGAGCGCGCCAGGUGCGCCGGCCCCGCCUACCCGAGGGCCCCGCCCCGCCUCGGGCGCCCCGCCCCUUCCCGAGCGCCCCGCCCUCCCCGGGGCGCAGGUGAAAGGCCGGGGCGUGCCGGCCUUCGCUCACCACCAUGGACGCCGUGCUGCCCGCGCCUCAGGCCGAGGUGCUGGAGGAUGUGCUGCGUGAGCAGUUCGGACCGCUACCGCGGCUGGCCGCCAUCUGCCGGCUCAAGCGGCGGCCCUCGGGCGGCUACUCGUCCACGGAGGACCUGCAGCUGGUGCUGGAGCGGCGGCGCGUGGCCAACGCCAAGGAGCGCGAGCGGAUAAAAAACCUCAACCGUGGUUUUGCCAAACUGAAGGCACUUGUGCCAUUUCUCCCCCAGAGCAGGAAGCCUAGCAAAGUUGAUAUUCUGAAAGGUGCGACUGAAUACAUACAGAUUCUCAGUGAUGUUUUGGAAGGAGCCAACGACUUGGAGAAGCAAGACUCAGAUGAGCAGAACUAUAGCAAAAAUACUUCAGAACCACCCAUAUCCUUGGCUAGAGAGCUAUCGAGAAAUGUUACUCAGCAUUCCAGCUGUGCCAUCGUCAGCUUGAAGAGUGAGGAGGAAGGGCCCUGGGCAGAACACAGUGGUGAGCCAGUGUACGCCUGUCACCACAGCAUGACGUCCACAGCUGGAGCUACCUGCCCGGCCAGAAGUCUGGCUAGAUUCCCAGAAGUAGAACUCCUGAGUCACAGACUCCAAGUGUGAGAAGUGGAAAGCCCAGGGUUACCUUCUAGAGACAAUAAAUGCAGAAUUGAAAGCUCUGGAGUCCGUUUUUUUUUUGUUGUUUUUAAUUUUGCAAUAAUUAACGUCUAAUAAUUACCCUUAACUUGCCUAUCACAGAUUAUUUUUUAAGAUUUAUUUAUUUGAAAGUUACAGUUAGAGAAGGAGAGGCAGAGAGAGAGGGAGGUCUUCCAUCGCUGGUUUACUCCCCAAUUGGCCUCAACAGCUGGAGCUGUGCCCAUCCAAAGCUGGGAGCCAGGAGCUUCCCCUGGGUCUCCCACGGUGCAGGGCUCAAAGACUUGGGCAAUCCUCCACUGCUUUCCCAGGCCAUAGCAGAGAGCUGAGUUGGAAGUGGAGAAGCCAGGACUGGAACUGGCACCCAUAUGGGAUGCUGACACUGCAGAUGGUGGCUUCACCUGCUACACCACAGUACCAGCCCCUGUCACAGAUGUUUUUAACUCAACUUUUUCCUUAUGUUCAUGCUUUGAAGAAAUAGGUGUCGGGGCCUUCAGUCUUGCUCCCAGCCCCUCCUGAGGCUGCUGUCCUCAUCCUCUCAGGACCUUGCACCUAGUAUCUCCAUCCCCCUGUUUCUCAUCACUUUGGGGAGUAGGUGAUUGUUACCCUUCCCAGGGAAAUGAAUGCGUAUCAGGAGUGCAGACUUAAACUAGAGGAAUGUGGAGUCAUAAGCAAAGGCCAAGGCAGGUUUAUAAAUACUCUGUCAAGGCCAAGUGCACCUUUGUGACAUUAGACACCCAAGCACCUUGAACAUAAAGAGGUAGAGCUUAACAUCUGCUGGGGUCCAUUCUCCACAGUUUACAUUGGCUAACUUUUUCUGGCUGCUGUACUGUAGACUGGGUGACUUAGCAACACAUUUAUUACUAUCAGUUCUAAAAGCUGGGAAGUUCAAGAUCAGAAAUGCCAUCCAGCAGCUUCAGUUUCCAAUGAGGGCUCUUGUCCUGGCUCGCAGACUGCUGCCUUUCCCUGUGUCUACCUGGCUGGGAGCUGGCUACCUCUGACCUCUCCACCUUUGUUCAUGAGGACACGCCAGUCCUAUCAGAUUAGGGUCCCACCCUUAGGACCUCAUUUAACUUUAUUUACCUCUUAAAGACCCUGUCUCCAAAUAUAGUCACGUUGAAGGUUAGGGCCACAAUACAAAUUUUGGGGGAACACAGUUCUCUUAUUUAUUUUUUUAUUUGACAGGUAGAGUUAUAGACAGAAAGGUCUUCCUUCCGUUGGUUCACUCCCCUAAUGGUGCUGCGCUGAUCUGAAGCCAGGAGCCAGGUGCUUCUCUCUGGUCUUCCAUGGGGGUGCAGGGGCCCAAGCACUUGGGCCAUCUUCCACUGCCCUCCCGGGCCACAGCAGAGAGCUGGACUGGAAGAGGAGCAACCAGGACUAGUACCCAGUGCCCCAACUGGGACUAGAACUCGGGGUGCUGGUGCUGCAGGCGGAGGAUUAGCCAAGUGAGCUGUGGCGCCGGCGGGGGAACACAGUUCUGUCUGUAGCAUUCUUUCUUUCUCCAAAAUGUGUGUCCUCAUUACACAUAGAAUAUAUCCAUUCCAACCUGACAGCCUCAAAAGAUUUAAUUCAUUGCAGCAUCAACUCUGAAGGCCAAAGUCUCAUCUAAAUGUCUGAGCUGGGCAUGGGGAAGACUUGUAGUGCAAUUCCACUGUGUAGUAGGAUUCCCAUUGUGUAGCACGGUUCUCAGCUCAGAACCUGUGACACCAGAUGAAUUCCUUGUUUCCCAGGCCUAGGUUACUCAUAUUCUUCCCAGAGUACACAUUAUACUAACCUUUUUAACUGAGUCUGUUUACUUCUGCCAAGAAUUCCUUCUCUAACUCCUCUCUGUCCUCUCAUGUUGUACUAUAAUCGGUGAGGAGAACCCAAGCCACAUCUUCAAUACUUUGAUCAAUUCACGAAGAAGUCUAAGCAGUUUCAUUGAUUGUGAGUUGUACUGUCCACAAAACAGUAGAACACAGUUCAUUCAGGCUCAUUGCCAUCUUGUAAUAAAGAUCCCCUUUCCUCCAGUUUCUAGUCACCUCUUCCUCAUUUCUGAGACUUCACCAAAAUGAUCUGUAAUGCCUAUUAGCCUCAUGUUCAUGGUUAUUUAUUGUCUAAGAGUGUGGAAGCUUUCUCUCCAACUCUCCCUCUUUCUUGUUGAAGACUUACCAAAAUCAUCUCUAGCAUAUAAAAAUAUGUAAGAUUUUAUUUACUUGAGAGGUAGAGCUAUAAAGAGUGAGACACAGAGAAAGGUCUUCUGUCCUCUAGUUUACUCCCCAAAUGGCCACAAUGGCUGGAGCUGGGCCUAUCUGAAGCCAGGAGCUUCUUCUGGGUCUCCUACAUGGGUGCAGGGGCCCAAGCACUGGGGCCAUCUUCUACUGCUUUCCUAGGCCAUAAGCAGAGAGCUGGAUCAAAGAGGAGCAGCCGGAACACGAAUUGGCACGAUGUGGGCACUGUGGGCAAAGGCUUAGCCUACUAUGUCACAGUGGCCCCAAUAUUCAUAUUUCUUCUAGCACUCCCUUUAAUUCAGUUUUUUAUGGCAUGUAUCUCAAAACCUCUACAGCCGGUACCCAUCACCGUGCUAACAGUGCCUCCAUGUUGCUAUGGAAUUUUGACUGCAGUGCCCCACUCUCAGUACCACCGUGUGUAUUUGAGUUCUCGAGAGAAAUAGGAGGUUACCUGAGCCUUUGUUGUAGGGGAUUGGCUCAGGCCAUUAGGAAGUCUCGCAGUCGGCAAGCCAGGGACUGAGGAGAGCUCAUGGUGUACAGGUGCAGGCCGAGUCCAAGGGCCUGAAAACCAGGAGUGCCAAUGCUUUAUGUUCCAGUAAAAUACCAGCAACUAGGGAAAAGACCUGAGAACUGAAGUUUGACUUGUUGGGAAAGACUGAUGUCCCGGCUCAAGCUUGUGGGAGGAGCUCCCUCUUAAUAGUGGGUGUCACAGCUUUUUUUUUUUUUUCUUCAGGCCGUCAGCUGAAUGAGUGAGGGGCACCCACGUGGGAGGGGAAUGUGCCUGUCUACAGAGAUACUCAUUCAGACACAGCCUCCGGGGCACACCAUGUUUGAUCAUGCCUGCCCUUUUCUUCUCUGCAGGGAGGA